AACAUUUAUUAACUCAUGCAAGCUGAUUUGAACAAUAAGAGUUGUGAGAUUUUUAUAGGUAUAGAUAAAACAUGAUUCCUCAUGAUCUAGGAUUGCUUUGCUACCUCAGGGCCUGGACUGAAGAAGAAUCUAAGGUCAUAUGGCUGGCCAAUGAAGCCCAAGUGAAAGCACAGAAGUAAAUCAACAACUGAAUGGCUUCAACAAAAGAAAAUGAUCCAUUUGAAGGGGAAGUCAGUCCUGUCAUCACCCUGAUUGAGAUGCUGCGGCCUUACGAUUCCUGAUUAUUUAAUCCAAUCACGGCGGAUUGGUGACAUCAGGUGAUCAGAUGAGCCGGGAUGAAGAGCCUUAGGACAGGACGAGUCAGUCAGUUGGUGCGAAGACCGUUCAUGAGCUAUUACUAGGAUACUUUUCUCUUUGCUUGUUGGGGAUCCCCGUCAUUCCACAGGAUGGCUCGGGAUAUGUCCGAUAAGGAGAUCCUGAAAAUGGAAUUGGAGCAGCUGAAGAAAGAAGUGAACACACCGAGGACACCAGUGGGUGCAAACUGCACAGAGACAGUCACCUUUGUGGAGGCACUGCUUCCCAACGACCCCCUCAUCAAGGGCGUCCCAGACGACAAAAAUCCUUACAAGGGAGACAAGGGUGGCUGUAUAAUCACAUAGCAUGCAUCCAGAAUUUUCUACCCAUAUCUGACAGAAUUCCCGCAGACGCAAUGUACAGCACGGUAGCAAGACAAAAUAUGGAAAUUGUGGCCAUUUGUAAUUAAACGCAACUAGCUUCAAGAAAAA
Syngnathus acus (greater pipefish) is the source of this 785-nucleotide messenger RNA. RefSeq names its product guanine nucleotide binding protein (G protein), gamma transducing activity polypeptide 2b (gene gngt2b). Bases 447 to 659 code for a protein of 70 amino acids. Gene Ontology annotation, cellular component: heterotrimeric G-protein complex. The record is from RefSeq and is a predicted model, not a curated record. The transcript has 3 exons. Gene Ontology annotation, biological process: G protein-coupled receptor signaling pathway. Gene Ontology annotation, molecular function: G-protein beta-subunit binding. NCBI's taxonomy places the organism in Eukaryota, Metazoa, Chordata, Actinopteri, Syngnathiformes, Syngnathidae.